AUGAGUCAACAAUACCGCAACCCGUUACGCAAUCCCGUGCAUUAUACGACACCACAGUUGCGGGUAGGGCCACCCGCUACAUAUUCGGCGGCUCAGCGCAUGCUUAAAGGAUAUGACUACGUCAUCGUCAGGGCUGGUGCGGCUGGCUCUGUGCUCGCCAGCAAGCUGUCCGAGGACCCGAAGGAAACGGUUCUCCUGCUAGAAGCUGGCGGCGACAAUGUGAACAUUGAUGAGAUCAAGGUACCGUUGAACCGGGCCUUGCCUUUCGACGGUCGUAUUGGCCUCCGCGGUCGCAUGAUCGGUGGCUGUUCGUCGAUGAACUCGAUGAAUCAUUGCUCAAAGACAUAUUUCGAUGAAUGGGCAUCGGUCCAUGGGUGCCACGGGUGGAGCUAUGACGACCUGGAGCCCUACUUCUGGCGCAUGGAGCGCUUCACUCCCACGGGUGACUGGCAAACAGGUUAUUCGUGGUUGACAGAGAGCGUCGAGAAGGGGUUUCUGCAUGCCUGUGAGAAUGUUGGAAUUCCACAAGUUCCAGAUAUCAAUACACCCACGCUCUCGUCUUUAGCCACAGCAUACUUGCCGCCGGAAGUUCGGAAACGACCAAAUCUGUUCGUCGCCUGCCAUGUGCAUGUAACAAAGCUUCUGAUUGACUGUUUGAGUAAUGACGACCCGACCGUGUUUGGUGUGGAAUUCCAGACCCAUCGGGGGACUUUCCAGUGUGGUGGAGCGAUUAACACGCCGCGGUUACUUCUUUUGAGUGGUAUUGGCCCUGAAGAAGAGCUAAGUAAGCAUAGAAUUCCUAUCGUCCGUGCUAACGACGCCGUUGGAAAGAACCUCAAAGACCAUUUGGCGACAACAACCAUAAUGUGCAAGGCAAAGCCAGGGGCUCGUCUCGAUUAUCUAGAUAGCACCCUCAAAGCAAUGCCAUCAAUCGCACGAUACAAGCUUUUCGGGGGUGGCCCUCUGAGCAGUAAUGCGGGCGAAGCAGCGACGUUCUUCCGAUCUAUUGGCCCGGAUGUAGAGAGUAUUGGCAGUCCGCUGGCAUAUAUCCACCAUGGUGAGGAGGCUGCUCCAGAGGGAGUCGGCAUGUUUAGCCUCGUUCUGAUCAGUCUACGCCCGCAACGCAAGGGCAUCAUCACCCUGAAUAGUAGGGAUGCUUUUGAUCAUCCAACGAUUGAUCCGAAAUAUUUCAGUGAUGCAGAGGACAAUGAUCGAACGUUUCUCUUAGUGGCUUUGCGCGUUUCUCUCCGAAUCAUGCGGAGCUCAGCCCUUCAGCAGUAUCUCAAGCCCGUGCCAGUUAAUGACGACCCAUGGUCGUACUGGUGGCCGUACUCCGGCAGUGACAUUGAUCGCAUUCCAGAUGAACGGCUUCUUCGCUGGAUGGAGGCAAAGGCUCUUACCCUGUACCAUCCGGUUGGUACUGCGCGUAUGGAUCCGUCACCCGACACCAGUGUGGGGCUGCAGGUGAUAGAUGCUAGUGUGUUUCUGGAGUAG
Aspergillus alliaceus is the source of this 1494-nucleotide messenger RNA. RefSeq names its product GMC family oxidoreductase. The transcript is spliced from 9 exons. The record is from RefSeq and is a predicted model, not a curated record. Lineage: Eukaryota; Fungi; Ascomycota; Eurotiomycetes; Eurotiales; Aspergillaceae. The coding region runs from base 1 to 1494 and encodes 497 amino acids. Gene Ontology annotation, molecular function: oxidoreductase activity, acting on CH-OH group of donors; flavin adenine dinucleotide binding.